This is a messenger RNA of Ipomoea triloba (trilobed morning glory), 1948 nucleotides long. RefSeq lists its product as uncharacterized. NCBI's taxonomy places the organism in Eukaryota, Viridiplantae, Streptophyta, Magnoliopsida, Solanales, Convolvulaceae. The transcript is spliced from 3 exons. Bases 437 to 1393 code for a protein of 318 amino acids. The record is from RefSeq and is a predicted model, not a curated record.
UUUUUCUCAUUUUUCCUUAUCUAAUCCCUUUGGAUCAUUUUAUUCCCCUCUCUAUCCAGAAAAUUUUAAUUAAUUUUCUAUCUAAAUCCAAUUUAUUAGACAUAUAUAUAUUUUUUGAUUUAUACGUUGUUGUUAAUCUGAUAAUUGGAUUAUAUUGUUCCAUUGAUUUCUACUAUUGUUUAAUCGGAGAAGAAUUUAGCUUGUUUGGCUGCACAAUCUGAAGUUUUGGAUGAUUUGAAUUGGAUUGAGGCUGUACCUGUUUGAUUAAUAUCCAGAAUUUUUUUUGAAUUUUGGAUUGGGAAUUUGGUGGAUUUAUCCAUAGUAUCUUAAUUUCGAGGUUUUUGCUUGGAUUUCUGUAGUAAAAAAUGGUGAAUUGAAACAGAAAAACUGAAAAAAGGGGAAAUAAAUAGAGGAAAUUGGUGGUGCUGGUAUUGCGAUGGACUGUAGGGUUUAUGCUGCGGCGGUUGACGGGUGGUUGAGGGUGGGAAGAGGUGGUGGAGCAAGCGGUGGACGUGUUGGAGGUUUAAGGCAGAUGGCAGAUGGUUUCAGCCAUGAAAGCGAGAAUGACUUGGCGGCUAUGGUGAGAGAUUUCCUGGAGAAUGGAAGUGCCGGGACGGACUCCGGCUGUAGCACUGACAGCGACUCCAGUUUCUGCGAGCUUGCUCACCUUGCCGACAAAAUCUCGAAUUUGAAGUCAGCUGUUGAUCAAUAUCAGAGUGACCUGCUUUCGGUUGUUAAUUCACUUAUGCUGUCUAUUAAUGAAGCAGACCUCCAUAUUAUUAAGUCAGGCAAGUGCAACGGUAGCUGCAUCCGAUAUUCUUUGGUGAAACUCUUGAGGCUUUCGGGCUAUGAUGCUGGUGUUUGUGUUUCAAAGUGGCAAGGCCAUAACAAGGUUCCCGGAGGGGAGCAUGAAUACAUUGAUGUCAUUAAUUAUUAUGACAGUGCUGGGAACUCGGAGCGUGUGAUCAUCGAUAUUGACUUCCGUAGCCACUUUGAAAUUGCUAGAGCCGUCGAAUCAUACAAUAGAAUACUGGAUUCUCUUCCAGUUGUUUAUGUGGGCACUCUGACAAAGCUGAAACAGUAUCUUCAAGUAAUGGUUGAAGCCGCUAAAUCAUCUCUCAAGCAGAACUUAAUGCCUCUUCCUCCAUGGAGAUCCUUCGCUUACUUGCAAGCGAAGUGGGAGUCUCCAUACCAGAGAAAGUUCAACCCCGAUAAUCCAAACAUUACCCGAACUUUUUCUUCUCAACACAUACAGUGCAUACCUCAUCUAAAGCGACUGCAAUCCACACUCCAACCCGAAACUGAAGUCGAACGUAUACUCAGGCCUGUAAACAGCGACAGGCCACGGCUGAACCUCGGGAGGCGGAGGCGACCCUCUUUCCGGGCUCUAUAAUAAAACUCCAACAAGGUGAUUCUUUCCCUAUUUUGAAUAAGUUCUCUGGACAAGAAACAGAAACCUAGUUUCACAUUAUACCUGACAUCAAGAGAUCCAAGACAAUGAAGUUGAUUUAUAUAUACAUACAUAUAUAGAGUUUCAUCAUCUUCUUGACUUUAAACCACGGAAGAAAACAAGACCCUGAGGUUUAUGCAAUUCCUGGUUGAUUUUCCCACUAUACAGCAGAGCAGUACAACAAUAUGGUAAUCCACUAAUCUGAUUGGUGCUCAACAAAAUGCAUGGAGCAUUAUCAUUAGAUAGAGAGGUACUAUACUAUAAUAUACUAUAAUACAGUAUAUUUUUUCGUAUGUUCUUUGGUCGAUUUCUCAGGUCUGGGAAUAAUGUCUUUUUCCCUUUUAUCUAUUCAAAUGUGAAUUGUAGUAGUCAAUAUAGUUGGUGAUUUAUUAUUGUUAUUAUACCAGUGGGAUCUGUAAUGUUCUCACGGUGACUGUUAUUUCAGUCAGCAAAAUACAAAUAAAAUUUAAAAGAGUGAAAAAGAUGAUUCAAUUCUAA